This is a messenger RNA of Cylindrotheca closterium, 2169 nucleotides long. The record is from the annotation of a GenBank genome assembly. Lineage: Eukaryota; Bacillariophyta; Bacillariophyceae; Bacillariales; Bacillariaceae.
AUGAUGAAAUCGUUUCUUCCAUUGUUGUUGGCGGUCCUUUUGGGAACAGCAUUUGGCUACCAGCAAUUUUUUGCCGCAGAAAAUGCUGAGCUCGAAGGGGACAAGGCUAUCUUUCAAUCCCAGGAGGGAGACCUAGAGUACGAUUCCAUGGAAGAGGACUAUGGUCAAAUCCAACCAGAAUCGAAACUGUCGAAACGGCAACGUCGGCUUUCUAUUGAAAGGCGUCGUCGGGCCAAAAAGGAUUCGGAAUCCAAGGGCUCCAAAUCGUCGAAGGGUUCGGCCAAGGAAUCCGAGGGAUGCCCGCCAGGUUUCACCGCCGCUAGACGUCGGACCAAAAAGGAUUCUAGUGUCAAGUCAUCCAAGGGUGGAGGUUGUGUAGCAGUUGCUUCCGCUCCUGUAGUCCAGCCUGUUGGCAUCGCCCCCCUUGCCCCAGUUGCUGCGCCUGUGGCUGCACCCGUCACUGUGCCAUUCACCGUUCCAAUCACAGCACCAGCAUCUCCACCAAUUGCAUCACCAGUCGCUGUAACUAUUUCUUUUUCGUCUGUGAAAGGGUCUGGCAGUGGAGGAGGAUCCAAAGGUUCCUCCAAAGGUUCCUCCAAAGGUUCCUCCAAAGGUUCCUCCAAGGGAGCUCCUGUCCCAGUUACUGCGCCAACGGCAGUAACGUCGUCGGCCCCAGUCUCUAUUGCUUCAAGCCCGGCAGCUUCAAGCUCCGCUCCCAUCGCUUCUUUUGGAACUCCUUCCGCUUCUGGUUCCUUGGCUCCUAUUGCUUCUUCUGGAUCAAUUUACGUGGAAGCGACAGCAGAAGACUGUCAGGCAAUUUCAAGUGGAGGGCUCGUUCAAGGCCAAAACGGCAUGGAUAGUUCAACCUUUACUUUUUCCUUCGACCUACAGUUGAAUAAUGGUGUGAGCAACAUGGCAACUGUCAUCGCGACAGCAAAAGGCGCACUUCAAGCUUUGGUUGCUCAAGGCAUCGUGAAUUGUGGUUCUUCCUCCAAAGGAAGUAAAGGAUCCAGACGAAGGCUACUAAAGAGAGGCAGAGUUCAUCACAAGCACCGACACCAUAGGCACCACAGACACCACAAGCAUGAACGAAGAUUGGCAUUGGACCCCCUGGUUAUUGGCAAUUUACUAUUUGAUGUUCAAAAUUGUGUCGAAACAACGGACAAUUGUCCAGUCGACGCAACUUGCUUGACUUGUACCGCUACAGCCACUGUAUUUGUCAAGGGACCCGCCUCCGAUGAAGACCUUGAGGCUGAGAUUACAGGCUUCCUUCAGAGCCCCACCUUCCUCUCGGAUUCCGGAUUGGAUCAAAUCGCCUCUUCAUUUAGUGCUACCGAAGCACAUCAUCUAGAUUUGGAAGAUGUUGUUACCUUGCAAUCCGAUGCUGGAAGCAGAGGUGAUCCUCAUUUUACAUCGUGGAAGGGUGAACACUUUGAGUUCCACGGACAGUGUGACUUGGUCUUGGCUAAAGAUGCUGAGUUCGCGGGUGGGAUUGGAUUGGAUGUUCAGAUUCGUACGAAACUUGUGCGGUACUGGAGUUACAUCAAAACCGCGGCUGUUCGAAUCGGCGACGAUAUUCUUGAAGUGGAGGGGUCUACCGAUGUUGAAACUGAUUUGGCCAACUAUUGGAUCAACUUUGAUCACCAAGCAAAGUCUAAGACCAUUGGAGGUUUCCCUUUAGCCAUUUACGAUGACAACGCACGCCCUUUCCCCAAGCGCAGAUUUGAGAUCGACUUCGACUCGAAGUUCCCUGGCCAGAAGCUUGUGAUUGCAACCUACAAGGAGUUCGUCAAGGUUGACUUCAUUCAAGCUUCUGCAGAAGCGGUGGGAAAUACGAUGGGGAUGCUGGGUGACUUCAGAAGUGGGAUGACGUAUGCCCGUGACCAGUCCACUGUCAUUCAUGACUUUAAUGAAUUGGGUCUCGAAUGGCAAGUGCGCCCAGAUGACGACAUGAUGUUGUUCCAUGAUAUCUCCUAUCCACAGUUCCCCAAGCCUUGUCUACUUCCUGAAGACCCACGCGGAGAGCGUCGCCGUCGAAUGGACGAGAGUGCAAUUGCUGAGGAAGAGGCAGAAAAGGCUUGUGCCACUUUGAAGGAUCCAUUGAGUAUCAAGGAUUGCGUGUACGACAUCUUGGCGACUCAGGAUUUGGAUAUGGUGGGGGCCUACUAA